Papilio polytes (common Mormon) is the source of this 1692-nucleotide messenger RNA. RefSeq lists its product as uncharacterized. The transcript has 5 exons. Lineage: Eukaryota; Metazoa; Arthropoda; Insecta; Lepidoptera; Papilionidae. Gene Ontology annotation, cellular component: extracellular matrix. The record is from RefSeq and is a predicted model, not a curated record.
AUGAGUCAUGUUUGUCUUGAGAAUAAUUAUUUUUUGGACUACGGAAACAGAGUGUACAAUUGCUAUAUUUAUAAUGUUAAGAUAGACACGGAGGAGCACGUUAAUUUGAUUGACACGAAAUUCUUAAGUUUCACAGUCGAUCCCAAAUAUCUAUUCGGUUCCAGUGAGAAAUAUGACAAUAAACACUGUUUCUGUAUGGCGUCUUCAUUAACUCCAGCAUAUCUCCGUAUAGCUGGACCUUCCACUUCGCAUAUCACGUUCACCAACACAACAAUUACUAUUAAUAAAGACUAUACAAAUAAUUAUCAUUCACUAAAUUCACAAAAGGAACGAAUGAAUGAACAAUCAGUGAGUCACAAACAAUGGGCCAAGUUCGUACAUUGGACAAAAAAGAUCGGUUUCGAUUUAGUUUUUGCUCUAAACAAUCAAAUUAAAAUGUCGUCUGGAAUGUGGGAUCCCAAUUCUGCUUUGGAUACAUUGACUGUUGCUGAAAAGGUGAAAGUCGGUGAUAUUUACUGGCAGUUAGGAUACGGUAUGUAUCCCGCCGCACUCACUCUGUACGGAGCGAACAUGGAUGACGAACCUGCGAGAUUCUCACUUAAAUUAUCUAAAAAAGAAGACGGUGGGGACAUCAUGCAGUUUAUAUUCAACCUGGAUACUAACGGGAAUAUUGUAGUGAAUGGGAGAGCAAUGUAUUUGCAAGGCGAUAUUCGUCCUGUGGUCAAACGUGUAUGACCUUAUAAAUCACUUUUAAUCAAUCUCCCACCGAAAUCUUUCGGCUUUUGGGUACUAGCGAAUACAAAAGUGGAGGCUUGUAUUUAUAAAGAAUACAACGAAUCUAAAAUAACUGAAGAUAUAUUAGUUGAAGAGGAAAAUGGAAAAUCUCAAAGAUCAUUAAGAAAUAAACGCAAUUUAGAUUUAGAUAAAUCACUUGAUGUUUCUGAUGAGUACUUAACUACAGACUUCGAAGUAAACAAUAACAAUAACUUACGGAAACAGAUUAACAACUUGAAUAACGAAUUGAAAAACUUUCAUGAAUAUUUGACUACUAAAAAAGACAACAAAGAUUUUCCAAUUAGAUUCAAACGACAAACAGAUUACAAAGAAAAUUUACAAAAAAGUAUUAGAAAGGGGGUAAAAUCGAAGUAUUUUAGAAAUGAACGUGAUAGAUUCGAUUUUAAAUCAAAUUUAUUGGAGAAAUUGAUUGCAUUUAAGAAUGAAAAGUUAUCAAAAAUGAACAAAAGCAGGUUUAAUAGAAAGAAUAUAAAACGAUCUAAUAAAAUACAAUCUAAUGAAUAUGACGAAUUGAACGAAGAAAGUGGAAACAGGAAAAGGCGGAGCAUUAAUGACGAAAUUGUAAAAGGCAAUACUGAAAGUUUUAGAAAAGAGAAAAAAUAUUUAUACAAGAGUAUAGAAAAUGAAAUAGAUUCUGAUGAUAAUUAUUUACCUGUAGAUAAUAAAUUGAAAGGGAGUUUACAUUUUCCAUUAAAAAUUAAUAAUGAAAAUGAUGAUUUAGAACUUAAUGAAAUAACUCUGAAAACUAAAUUGUCAGAAGAUGGCGCUGUUAUAAACAUCAGUGAGAAAGCAAAUUCCGGACUGCUGAGGUUCACUUUCGAAGAUAUUGUUAACAUGUUAGUAGAUUUUAACAAAAAAAUAAACAAAUUUUGGAGCGUUUUAACUGUCUUGGACUAA